Molecule: messenger RNA, 1452 nt
Organism: Schizosaccharomyces osmophilus
Lineage: Eukaryota; Fungi; Ascomycota; Schizosaccharomycetes; Schizosaccharomycetales; Schizosaccharomycetaceae
Product: transmembrane transporter
Exons: 1
Coding region: 1-1452 (483 amino acids)
Biological process (GO): transmembrane transport
Molecular function (GO): transmembrane transporter activity
Source: RefSeq, a predicted model, not a curated record
AUGGUAAAAAAAUUCUUGUCCUUUCACUCAGACGUGUCCGAUUACCAUAGAGACGCUAUUGCGGAUUUACAAUCGUGGGAUCCAUACAACCCAAAAGAAUGGCCGUUAAAAAUCAAGGUUAGGAACGUGAUUGUUAUUUCAACAAUGACUUUUCUGAACCAAUUUGGAUCAAGUAUUUUCGCACCCAGUAUCCCCAGAAUUGCAGAACAAUUUCUUUCUUCAACUACGGUUGUUACGCUUGGUUCAACCCUUUAUUCUAUCGGCAUCUUAUUUGGAACAUUGAUUUUUGCACCAUUUAGUGAACAAUUUGGAAGAAGACCGAUUUACUUAUUAGGAUAUUCCUUGUUCGCAUUAAUGCAAAUUCCUAUUGCAUUGUCGGUUAACAUAGAAAUGUUUUUAAUUUUUCGAUUUUUUUCUGGUAUGUUUGGUUCGGUGGGUAUUUCCAACGGAUCAGGAUCCCUUGCAGAUCUUUUCGAAAAGAAAGAUCGGGGUAAAUAUAUGAUUAUUUACUUUACGCUCCUUUCAUUAGGACCGGGCGUUGCACCAAUUAUUUCUGGAUUUAUUACCCAAAGCUCAAUUGGUUGGCGCUGGGAAUUUUGGAUUUUGUUGAUGCUUUCAGCUGUUGUAGUGCUGUCCGCUUUCCUUUUUUUGAAAGAGACCUUUCCACCUAUACUCAAUCGUAAAAAGCUCGAACGGACUGGUAAACUUGGAGAGAAUGAAAUAGUUGCGAAACGCCUUACUGGUACUGAACUCUUGAAAAAAUGGGUUGUAUUAUUAAGCAUGAGGAAGCCGCUUCAUAUGCUUGUAACACAACCAAUCCUAAUCUGUGUUGCAUUCACGGUAGGCACCGUUUUCGGGAUUUUACAACUGGUCUUCAUGGCUUUUUCUCAAGCAUGGGAAAGAUUAUACAACUUCAACGUGGGUAUCAGUGGACUAAUGUAUGUUUCUAUAUCUGUGGGCCUUUUAAUCGCUGUAUUUAUAGCCUUACCAAUAAACCAAAAGUUUUAUAUUUACUUACUAAAACAGCAUGGCGGUGAAAGUGAACCCGAAUUCCGAUUACCAAUGGGCAUUCUUGGAUGCCUUCUUUUUGAAAUUGGUAUAUUGAUUUUUGGCUGGACUGCAAAUUACAAAGUAUUUUGGUUUGUACCUUUGAUAGGCUCAACGCUCCUUGGCGCUGGAUCUGUUAUGACUUCAAAUCCCUUAAACAUGUAUAUCGUGGAUACUUAUGGUAUUUACUCUGCUAGCGCAUCAGCAGCAGUGAAAGUUUUACAGCUCGCAUUUGGCGGCACAUUCCCAUUGUUCGCAGAAUCUUUAUUCCUUCGUCUUGGAUAUGGAUGGGGCUGUACGCUACUUGCUUUCAUUUUUUUAGCUUGUAGCGUAAGUAUUCCACUUUUAUUCCUUCACGGAGAGAAAAUUCGCAAAUUGAAAACUUUUGAUUUAGCCAGAUACUAA